AAAAACGCGUCUCUAACUUUUGUUUUGUUUGUCCUUUGUAAAUAAAUUAAAAUUUUAAUUAAACAUAAAAGUUAUUUAAUUAUAUCAAUUACAAAUUAAUUCAUAUUGAAAAAAAGAUAAAUAUAAAAUGUCAUCAGCUGAAUCCUCCGAUUCCCAAGAACAUCAAGAAUGUAUUCUCAAAUGCAAAGGAGCUAAACAUUUCUACACCUUACCAAAAAAAGCCUAUAUGCGGAGUUUGUGGAUUUACAAACUUCAUAUAGAUGGUGAGGAAUAUUACCCAAAUCCCUUUGUGUGUGAUAAACAUUUUUCCGAAAAAAUGUUCUCAUCACCUAACAAACUUACAGCCAUUGCUGUACCCGAUAUGAAUCUACCAUCGGAAUUAGAUUCAAAUAAAGGAACAAAAGUUCUUUCUCCAACUAAAUCUCGUCAAAAAAGAACAGAAUUAAGAAAGCCUCAAGUCAACAAUGUUCAGUCAAAAUCAUCGCUACCAAUAACACAAGCUGCUCCUAAAAUCAUGAAUAAUAAUUCGAAACCCGUUUCGAAAUCAACACAAAAUUGGAUUAAUGAUUCUUCCAAUUUGCUUGUUGAUUAUCAGUUAAAAGUUCAGGGCAAACAUCUGUGUGAUGUUAUAGAAAUUCCCCAGUACAUUGUCGUUUUUACUGUCGUCAAAAACAAAAAAAAUAAAAGGAUUCAAUCAAACGAUAAACGAGCCAUUAAAUCUGUAAAAGUGGCUAAACCGCCUGUUCACAUUACAGAGACUAUUACAAUUGACGAUGAUGAUUAUGAUGAAAUGCCAAGAAUUAUUUCCUCAAUACCAGCAAAUAAAACAAUAGCCAACCCUCCAGCAGUUGAAAAACCAAUAGUUUCAGAAGUCAUUCAGUUAAAGCCUUCAAUUUCGCUUCCGAAACCCAAAAAACCAGAGCCGGAAAUAGACAUUGUUUAUUACACGACAGAGGAAGCAGCUCCCAGACGUGAUCGGGCACUUCAAGUAGAUUUUUCGAGCAAUCAAAUUGAAACCGGCAUCCAAUGCGACUUCCAACUGGAACAUGAUCUCCUUGAAAUGUCUUACAACGCUGAAUUGUAUUGGGCGCAAUCUCGUUUAAAAGAUAAAAACCCUCAAAUGAAUAUGGACGAAUGUCUUGCUUGUGGGGAAAUAGUAAAAAGCAAAGCAUUGAAAGCGAGACAUGCUCAGGGACAUGAAAUAAGAUCGUCAAUGUGCUGCCAGUGUGGCGUCAUGUUUGAUAAUCCCAUCAAAUUGAAAGAUCAUGAAAAAAAUGUUCAUUCAAAUAGUUUUUGUGGUUCAAAAAAGCCACAACGUUGUCCAAAAAUUAAUUGCAACAAGGCUUUUAUUUCGAAGAAACGAUUAAAUAGGCACAUUCAGGAACAUGUUGAAGCAAAACAACAUAAAUGCAAUAAAUGUUCAGAGUACUUUAGUUCUGCAAUGAAAUUGAUUUGUCAUCAGAAAGCCCUGGACAAAUGUUUAAGAACGAGAGGAUGGACAUCAAGAAGAUGGAGUAAAAGGGUGUAACUAUUGCUAUUAUAAGUUUUAUUUUAUUUUUGAAGCAAUAAAACAAAAAGAAAAAUAAA
This is a messenger RNA of Episyrphus balteatus (marmalade hoverfly), 1587 nucleotides long. RefSeq lists its product as uncharacterized. The transcript has a single exon. The record is from RefSeq and is a predicted model, not a curated record. Lineage: Eukaryota; Metazoa; Arthropoda; Insecta; Diptera; Syrphidae. Bases 128 to 1528 code for a protein of 466 amino acids. Gene Ontology annotation, molecular function: DNA-binding transcription factor activity; RNA polymerase II cis-regulatory region sequence-specific DNA binding. Gene Ontology annotation, biological process: regulation of transcription by RNA polymerase II.